Colletotrichum destructivum is the source of this 2587-nucleotide messenger RNA. Its product is annotated as Putative zn(2)Cys(6) fungal-type DNA-binding domain-containing protein. The transcript is spliced from 5 exons. Gene Ontology annotation, biological process: regulation of DNA-templated transcription. The record is from RefSeq and is a predicted model, not a curated record. Gene Ontology annotation, molecular function: transcription cis-regulatory region binding; zinc ion binding; DNA-binding transcription factor activity, RNA polymerase II-specific. NCBI's taxonomy places the organism in Eukaryota, Fungi, Ascomycota, Sordariomycetes, Glomerellales, Glomerellaceae. Bases 135 to 2141 code for a protein of 668 amino acids. Gene Ontology annotation, cellular component: nucleus.
CGUACACGCCUCCUUUCUCCAUCCCGUGUCCGUAGGUAGCUGAAGCCGCCCGCUCGUUCUCGACCGCCCGUUUGGCCAACACGCACAUAGACAGACGACCUGGGACCGCUCCAGCCAGAAAGAGCUCGCGUGGAAUGGAAUCCCGUCAACGCAGCCCGACCCCGCUUUUGCGGACGUGUCGCAUAUGCGCCCAUGCCAAAAUCAAGUGUGACCGUACCCAGGACUCGGGCUCCUGCGAUAGAUGCCUCCGUCUGGGCAAGGAGUGCACCUACGCCGUCGCCCGCGGCCGGAAGCCGCCGGGGCCGCGAUCAAGAUCCAACAAGCUGCUCCAGGUUCCGGAGCACCCGGCUGCUCCGAGCGUCACCGAGAGCCCGCCGGUCUCCGAGAGUAUCACCUCCGACCAGAGCCGGACGCCGCCACCGCCACCGCAUCCGGCCUCCUCUUCCGGCUCAGCUGCAGGCGACCCAGGGUCUCAGUCCCGCCAGGCCGACCUUGGCAGCGGCAGCGGUAACGGCAACGGCCCUCACGACCCCUUCCAAGCCGGCCAGCUGUCUCUCGAGCGGGGCCAGGAGCUUCUUGAUAGGUUCCGCAAGAAACUGACGCCCCAUUUCCCCUUCGUCAUCAUUGCCAAUUCGGUGCACGUGAGUGCUCUGAGAAAGACAAGGCCGGCACUGUGUCUGGCGCUCCUCGCCGCCGCGUCGCACGACGAUGUCCGGCUUCAGAGAGCGCUGGGCCAGAUGUUCAACGAACUCGUCGCCGCACGCCUGGUAGCAGGGAACUUUACCUGUUUAGAUGUGCUCCAGGGGCUGCUCGUCCACCUCGCCUGGGCCCAUUUCCAGCCCAGACCCAAGAGAUACUCGCAGCAUCUUCACCUGGCGACUAGCAUUGUCUCCGACUUGCGCCUAGACAGACCAAAGAACCCUCGGCGUUGGAACGUGGAGGGGAUGAGUGCGCCGCAUGACAAUGUCGAAUCUUUGGACGAACAGAGGACUUUCCUCGGGACGUACUAUCUUUCAUCUUGUACGAGCAUCGUGCUCCAGAAACUUCGCAUAGUCACUUUGUCCAGUUUCAUCACAGAAACGGCGAACCGGCUGGCCGAAGUAGCCGAGUACCCUAGCGACCAGUACCUACCGUACAUUGUUCGCCUACAACGGCUCGCCGAAGACAUCGACGAUGUCGUCAAGAACGAGUCGACAUUGGAUCCCAUGCAGAUACAAGCGUCCGUCUCGGAGGCCAAGGAAAGGGUUGACAUGUUCAAGAACAGCCUGGGAUUCUCCCUCAGCGACUGCCCUCUGUUGGUUCCCCAGCUGCACACGAUCCAGCUCUGCUUGAACCAGCUAUCGCUGCCAGAGGCCCCCUUCGGACUGAGCAACCCUCAAAACGCUCCGAUGCAGCGGCUCAUCGCAGGCCUGUCCGAAAGUAUCGUGUCCGCCAAAUCCCUCGUCUGCGUCCUCCUACACACGCCUCCCGGCCAGGAGGUCUUCUUCCCCAACAUUGUCUGGGUGAUGCUCCAUUGCGGCUUCACGCUGGCCGCCCGGCUGGACCUCUUGGCCGCGGACCCGAGGAUAGGCUUCAUGGCGGAGCACCUGCGGCAGUUCUCGGACAUUGCGCACACCAUCCGCCAGGUCGUCCUCCGACUCGAGUCCGCGAGCUCGCCAGACCUCGACGACCGAGGCGAUCGCGACAGCUUCUACCACUUUGCCAUUCGUACGAAACGCGUCGAGAAGUUCUACCUGGAGCAGCAGCAGCGGCAGUCCGACCUCCUCGAGCAACAGCAACAGCAGCAGCAGCAGCAGCAGCAGCAGCAGGACUUCUCGCCCCAGAAUUUACAUGUCACCAUGCCGACAAGCACAGCCGGCUUCACGACCAUGGGCACACCCGCCUCCGACUUCUCGAACCAGAGCCAGAUCUUGGAUUAUUCAGUCGCGCCUUCGGUGUUCUCGCACGCGGUGGCGCCCAUGGACGGAAACGUUAUGUACGGCGGCAACCACAACAACUUCAUCAUACCCAACACGGGCGCGAUGAACUCGAACCCGGAAUACGUCAUGGACGCCCUCUCUGUCCUGCCCGAAUCCUUCAUACCGUUCAGGGGCUGGGGUCCCGUGGUGGGCAACGAAGACGGUGGUAGAGCGCAGUUUUGAGCGUGAUCCUUCGGAGAGGAUCCGGACGUCGUAUGUAGUGCCACAAUACCGCGGUGGCGGGUUCGGGCACGGAGUCGGGAACCCAUUGCUUGCUGCUCCGCACCGGAACGUGCAACACAGUAGACCAAAGCCUUGCGGCAAGCACGGGAUGAAGAUCGAGGCACGGAAUAUGUAAUAGGCCUAUCCUGCGUUGGCGGUUUGAGAGAUCGCCCCAAGGGUUCACAAGACGAUGUCUUCAAUGCCCGGUUUUAAUGGAACUGGGUGUAGGAUUCUGAUUCCGUGUCCGUAGUUGGGUGUACUUGCACUCGGAAGCAUAGGCGAAAGCUUCACAUCAUUGCCAAUGUUUCAUCGCGGUAUAUAAGACAGACCGCAACUUCACUGCCAUGAUACACUCAACCAUCUCAACAUCUAACCCGAAGUCAUAACAACUCCCUCCCACCACCAGU